AUGCCGUACAGGUUCGCCAGACGCGCGCUGCCGUUAGUCUCAUAUGUUCCCCCUCGUCGGCCGCUCUUUCCCACGUCAUACCCCUUUCCUCGUCGCCCGCAAUUUCCCUCAUCUCCCUCACCGACCCUCGCCGCCCUCGCAUCAACUUGUCACCUGCGCUUCCCGUCGUCGCUCUUGCUUCCCCGUCACCCGUGCUUCCCGUUGUCGCCCUUGCUCUCCCGUCACCCGCGCUUCCCGUCGUCGCCCUUGCUUCCCUGUCACCCACGCUUCUUCUCAUCUCUCGCUCUCCUCCUCAACAUCUUCGUUUCUCUCGUCGCCAUAACGCCCUCGCUUCUGCCCGGACUGAAUGAGAGACACAGAGGGGAUAGGACAGAAGGGUAUGCAGAUGUUCUUUUCCCCCACGCGCUUCCCCUCAUCGCCCUCACUUCCCCCAAAUUGUUGCCCCCUGUCUUUGUUUUUCCCAACCACCCGUUCUCCCACCAGCCAUGCUUCCCCCUUUGCCCUGAUUCCUUCCACCCUCUGCCCUGCUCCCCCCCAUCCCCUUCCCUGCUUCCCCCCACCCUCUGCCCUGCUCCCCCCAUCCCGUUCCCUGCUUCCCCCCACCCUCUGCCCUGCUCCCCCCCAUCCCCUUCCCUGCUCCCCCCCACCCUCUGCUCUGCUUCCCCUCAUCCCAUUCCCUGCUUCUCCCCGCCCCCUGCCCUGCUUCUCCCCAUCCCCUUCCCUGCUUCCCCCCAUCCCCUUCCCUGCUUCCCCCCAUCCCCUUCCCUGCUUCCCCCCAUCCACUUCCUUGCUUCCCCCCAUCCCCUUCCCUGCUUCCCCCCAUCCCCUUCCCUGCUUCCCCCCAUCCCCUUCCCUGCUUCUCCCCAUCCCCUUCCCUGCUUCCCCCCAUCCCCUUCCCUGCUUCCCCCCAUCCCCUUCCCUGCUUCCCCCCAUCCCCUUCCCGGUCUCCGUGUUACCCGUUUCCUUGUCCCUUUUCCAUGUGUCUCCCCACCCUCUGUUCUUAUUCCUUCACCCUCGCACACCUUACCGCCUGCCGACCUUACCGCCUGCCCACCUUACCACCUCAAAUCCUUCCCUUCUCAUCCGCGCGCAGGUGUGCCCGGAAGGUGCACGUGCUGCCUUGUGCCUGCCGCUUGCUGUCCACGCCUUCCAUCCCACCUCUCCCAAACCACGUCUUUUUCUAUAUGUGCCUCCCCUGCUGGCCCAUACCCUCUGCUGAUCUGCGCCCUAUGA
Messenger RNA from Closterium sp. NIES-65, 1233 nucleotides. The record is from the annotation of a GenBank genome assembly. Lineage: Eukaryota; Viridiplantae; Streptophyta; Zygnematophyceae; Desmidiales; Closteriaceae.